Penicillium longicatenatum is the source of this 1422-nucleotide messenger RNA. Its product is annotated as tellurite-resistance/dicarboxylate transporter family protein. Gene Ontology annotation, molecular function: malate transmembrane transporter activity. The record is from RefSeq and is a predicted model, not a curated record. NCBI's taxonomy places the organism in Eukaryota, Fungi, Ascomycota, Eurotiomycetes, Eurotiales, Aspergillaceae. Gene Ontology annotation, biological process: malate transmembrane transport. Bases 1 to 1422 code for a protein of 473 amino acids. The transcript has 4 exons. Gene Ontology annotation, cellular component: membrane.
AUGAGAAGUCCUGGUGACGAUGGUUAUCGAACACCGACUAUCGAGGAUGCCGACCGCACUAUCUCAAUUCUAGGCGUUACGGACAGUCCUAGAACCGUUGCCCGCGAUGUGCACGCUACCGCGUUGGAGGAAACCUUGCAAAAGAUUUCGUCGAGGGCUACUGACCCUCGGUCCAAAAGAGAAUCCAGGGUUUGGGAGCCGAAUGGUCGACGUCUUAAUCGCACCUUUACAGAUGCGUCGGCAGACCACCUUAGCUGGAAAAAACGAAUUCGUCAUAUUACCUGGGCAUAUUUCACCUUGACCAUGGCCACGGGAGGAUUGGCGAAUGUUUUAUACGAAGUUCCAUAUCGCUUCCGAGGGUUGGAGACGAUCGGAAUUAUCGUCUUUUUGUUCAACAUCUUCCUCUAUCUUGUCAUCUGGGGGCUUCUGCUCGCUAGAUUCUAUUUUUACCCUUAUACUUUCAAAGCGUCAUUCAUGCACCCGACUGAAUCCUUGUUUAUUCCUGCAUCAAUGGUGUCUUUCGGGACCAUUCUCAUCAAUGUCUCUCAAUACGGACCAGAAAAGGCCGGCCCAUGGCUCCUUGAGGCCGUGGGAAUUCUGUUUUGGAUAGACUGCAUCCUAGCUGUGCUGUUUUCCGCGGGCAUCUAUCUCAUUCUAUGGUCGACACAGACAUUCACAAUCGCCCAGAUGACUCCUAUAUGGAUUUUCCCUGCUUAUCCUAUGCUCAUUAUUGGCCCCCAUGCUGGGAUUCUGGCUGGGAAGCUCGAACAGUCGCGUGCGCUGCGCAUCAUCGUGGGCGGAAUUACGAUCCAAGGCGUCGGAUUUUUGGUUUCACUGAUGGUAUAUUCGGCCUUUAUCUACCGACUCAUGACCCAAAAACUUCCGAAAGAAAAUAUGCGUCCUGGAAUGUUUGUUUCUGUCGGUCCGAGUGGGUUUACGGUCGCUGGUCUGGUGAACAUGGCUUCUGAGACGAAGCGUGCCUUUCCGGCGAGUUUUAUGGGUAAUGGCUCGUUGGCUGCCGAUAUACUGAGGGUGACGAUUGAUUUUUCUGCCUUAUGGCUAUGGGGAUUGGCGAUAUUCUUCUUUAUCAUAGCCAGUGCAGCACAUUGGUCAGCCAUUGGACCAGGUAAAAUGGUCUUCUCAAUGGGUUGGUUUUCGUUCGUGUUUCCGAAUACUGCAUUGGUUACUGCGACCUUUGCCAUCGGGAAAGCAUUUUCUUGCGAUGCCAUCAACAUUGUCGGCACCGUGGCAGUGUUUCCACUGCUCUUUAUGUAUUUCUUCGUUUGCUAUAUGAUGAUUCGAGCCAUUAUCCAGCACCAGAUUCUGUGGCCGCAGAAGGGUGAGGAUAGGGAUGAGGGUGGCUUUGAGGUUCAGCUGAUGAAUCCUGACGGAGAAGAAUCCGAGGAAACUAAUGCGGUUUAA